AUGAAGCGGCCACUGAGCCCAACCCCCUCAGGUGAGAAGGAGCCCCCCACGACUGCAACAUCUGAGUGCCCCCCUCACUCUCCAGAAUCAUCAAAGCCUAAGCGGGAAAGAAACCGAUCCUCCUACACGCUGCUCUGCGAUGUCUGCAACGUCCAGCUGAACUCUGCUGCCCAGGCCCAGGUGCAUUGUGCGGGACAUGCCCACCAGCGAAGGCUUCGGCAGCUCAGCCUGGGCAAGACCUCCAAGGAGCCAGCAGGCCGGGCCUCCAGAGCCCCCAGCCCCUUGCUGGACUCCCUGACCCUGCCCACCCGGUCUCUGCAACCCCCGCUGGACUUGAAGCUUCUGGCAUUCCACCCCAAUGGCGCCGUCCCGCUCAGUCUCUUCGCCAACUUCAGCAAGAUGGACCCAGUCCAGAAAGCUGUCAUUAGCCACAUGUUUGGAGUCCCCUCCCCUCUGAAGAAGAAGCUGACCAUCUCCUGUAACAUCUGUCAUCUGCGGUUCAACUCAGCGAACCAGGCUGAAGCUCAUUACAAGGGCCGUAGACACGCCAGAAAACUCAGGGCUGUGGAAGCUGCCAAGAGCAAGCAGAGGCCUAAAAACCUGACCCCAAGUGUGACAGCGGUGUCUUCAGCCUCACCUCCAGCCAGUGGAAGCCCUGGAACCCCUCAAAGCAAAGAUCCUGCAUCCCCUCCUCUCGGCCCUUCACUUCAACUACUACCGACCCCGGACCCGUCAGUCGGAGACCCCGCCCACUCAGAACUUUCCGAAGUUGCUGCUUCCUCUUCCUCCUCUUCUUGCCCACCCUGCUCCCCUGAUCCUAGCAGGGAACCCCCGGAGCCUGAGCCAGCAGAAGGGGCCAUGGGAAGCAGAGUGAAUGGGGAAGGCAGGGGCGAGAAAGGACGCUUCUACUGCCCUACCUGUAAAGUGACAGUGAACUCGGCCUCUCAGCUUCAGACUCACAACACAGGAGCUAAGCACAGACGGAUGGUGGAGGGUCAUCAAGGGGCUCCCCGAAGGGGCAGGGGCCGUCCUGUGUCGGGAGGAGGGACUGGACACAAGACAAAGAGAGUGAUAGGAAAUCCUGGAGGCCCGCAGGGACCCAGCCCUCCUUUCCACUGUGCCCUCUGUCAGCUCCACGUCAACUCAGAGACCCAGCUCAAGCAGCACAUGAGCAGCCGGAGGCACAAAGACCGGCUGGCUGGGAAGCCUCCCAAGUCCUCUAGCCAGCACAGCAAGCUGCAGAAGCACACAGCACUUCUCCAGAAGCAACUCACGAAGACGCUGGCAGCCCGCUUCCUGCCCGGUCUGCUGCCCACCACAACUGCGGCCAUCUGUUCCCUGCCAGGGCCCCUGACCCUCCAGCCUGCAGCGACAGCAGCUGCUACCCUCUUCCCAGCUCCUGUCCUGGGCCCAGCUCUGUUUCGUUCUCCAGCAGAAGCUGUCCGCCCUGCUGCAGGACCCAUCCUUUUUGCUCCCUAUUAGCGGACUCAGAAUGGCCACAUCCUAUCUCUUCCAGCCAGACACUUGUCUCCACAUCCCACAGAGACUGCCUUUUGCAGUUUCUGGGUUCCCACCCAACCUGGGCAGCUGCUCUUCACUCAGACUGGGGUAUUCCAAUCCCCUGGCUCUGAGGGCCACCACUACCCUUUCCUGGGCCAGCCCUAGGCUGCCCUGUAUCUAUGGUUUAACAAAUCCCAAAGAUCUACGCAAAAAUCUCA
Molecule: messenger RNA, 1718 nt
Organism: Mastomys coucha (southern multimammate mouse)
Lineage: Eukaryota; Metazoa; Chordata; Mammalia; Rodentia; Muridae
Product: zinc finger protein 385C-like
Cellular component (GO): nucleus
Molecular function (GO): zinc ion binding; nucleic acid binding
Source: RefSeq, a predicted model, not a curated record